ACGAAGCUUCGAAGCUGAAGUGCUUGGUGUGUGGAGUGGAGCUAAUUGAAAUGGCUGGGAAGACAGCGAAGUCGAAGUGUUUCUCGUCUCCCUAUCACCCGGAGACGGUGAAAGUUCUGUUCGCUUCAUCAGUUUUCGGUCGAGAACAGCUGCAAGUUGUGAAGCUGCCUGCGUCUGGUUUCAAUUGGCAAUCUCUCAAGAACGUUCCUGGUUUUGCUCGAAAUUUUCCGGUUGUUCUCACCACUGAUGGCCAAACGCUGUUCUCAACAACUUCCAUUUGCCGAUGGCUGUACGGUGUAGAUGAGACUUGUUCGUGUAGCGUUUUGGACAAGUGGUGUGAAUUUGACAACUCCACAUUGCUGCCAUGCGUUGCUGAUGCAUUGAAGGCUGAUGAUGCCAAUGGUAGUGGUCCCCUUCAGGCUGCCCUCGCUUUACUGGAGGCAUCACUGGGUGGCAAGAAGCGCUUUGUUGGUGAUGCAUCUCAGUCACUGAGCCUUGUUGAUUGUAUGCUGUUUGGUAGUCUGCUGCCAUUGCUGUCAUUGUUCCACCAAGCACUAGCAUCGUACCCCGUACUCAGUGCUUGGUAUCAGAGUAUUCAGGGAUUACCUGCUGUUGAGCAAGCUGUGUCAGCAGUGUCGUCCAGCUACUGUGAGCCAGCCGAUGUUGCGAAGUUCUUCACCUCUGCGGCUGCAGCUCAACAUGAGCAGUCACAAGCUGAAGCUGGUGAUGGCAAGAAAGGAGGAAAAGCGAAGAGUCAAAAGUCCCAGAAGCCCUCACAGCAGAAGGGUCAGGCAGCAAAACAAGCUGAUGCGCCUGCUCAACCAGCAUCCCCCGCUUUGGAUGCUACUGCUGAAGAGCUGGCGUUGGUUGAUGCAACGUGGGCUGCUAAGGAAGCCAAGGUGUGCGUACUCGAGCCCCGCCAACACCCGGUUUUGCCAAAGGAAGGAAAGCGCAACAUCUUGAUCACAUCAGCUUUGCCGUAUGUGAACAAUGUACCACAUCUUGGCAACAUCAUUGGCUGUGUGUUGAGUGCUGACUGCUAUUCAAGAUUUUGUCGUAUUCGCAACUACAACUGCCUAUAUAUCUGUGGCACUGAUGAGUACGGUACUGCUACCGAGACAAAGGCCCUGGCAGAAGGUAUGACCCCACAACAGAUCUGUGACAAGUAUCAUGCUAUUCACAAGUCCGUCUAUGAGUGGUUCAACAUUGACUUUGACUUCUUUGGCCGUACCACCACACCGGAACAGACAACCAUUGCUCAGGAUAUCUUCUGGCGUCUGAAGGAGAAUAACUUCUUGUCCGAAGACAGCGUUGAGCAACUUUGCUGCUUGAAGUGUGAUCGAUUUUUGGCUGACCGCUUUGUGGAGGGCACCUGCCCAUACCCUGAGUGUCAAUAUGUGGAUGCCCGCGGUGACCAAUGUGACAAGUGCCAACGUCUUAUCAACGCUGUAGAACUUGUUAGUCCUCGCUGCAAGGUGUGUGGCGCUACGCCAGUAGCCAAGUCCUCUCGCCAUAUCUUUGUCAACCUGCAAGAUCUUGAAGGUGAUCUCACUCAGUGGUAUGAGAAGUCAUCUGGAGCCGGCUGUUGGUCAUCCAAUGCCAAGGUGAUUACCAGUUCCUGGCUUCGCGAUGGCCUAAAAGCCCGAGGGAUCACGCGUGACCUGAAGUGGGGCACACCCGUGCCUCAGGAAGGAUUCACCGACAAGGUGUUUUACGUCUGGUUCGAUGCUCCCAUCGGGUAUUUAUCAAUCACAGCCAAUUACACCACUGAGUGGGAGAAGUGGUGGAAGAACCCUGAUCAGGUUCAACUGUAUAACUUCAUGGCUAAGGACAACGUUCCCUUCCAUAGCGUUAUCUUCCCAUCAUGUCUGAUCGGUGCAAAGGACAACUAUACAUUAGUCAAUCAUCUCAGUGCUACUGAGUAUCUCAACUAUGAGGAUGGAAAGUUCUCCAAGAGUCGUGGUGUUGGUGUCUUUGGCGACCAAGCAAAGGAGACCUCCAUUCCUGCUGAUGUAUGGAGAUUCUACUUGCUCUAUCUGCGUCCAGAAGGACAGGACAGUGCAUUCAACUGGGAUGACAUGGUCAGCAAGGUCAAUGGAGAGCUGCUCAACAACCUUGGUAACUUUAUCAACAGGGCAUUGUCUUUCUGCGCCAAGUUCUUUGGAGGCACAUUGUCUGAGCUGCAGUUGAAUGCUGAUGACAAGAAGUUCAUUGCAGCUGUCAACCGAGAGGUGGCCGAGUAUGUCAAGCUGCUCGAGGGAAUCAAACUGCGUCAAGGUCUUCGUAGUGUUUUGGCUAUCUCUCAACUUGGCAAUGGUUACAUGCAAGCAAACAAGCCAUGGGCUCUCCUCAAGGGCACACCCGAAGAUAAGGCCAGAGCUGGCAGUGUGAUCAAUCUCAGUGCACAGCUAGUGUGCCAACUGGCUGUCUUGCUGCAGCCGUACAUGCCGCAGGUUUCAGAGGAGAUCCGUGAUCAAGUCAAGUGUACUGGAGAUGUACUGUGCUGUGAUACACACUUUGCACGGCGUUUGAACGACGGUCACGCCAUCGGUCAGCCAACACCGCUGUUCAAGAAGCUGGAACCCGAUGAUGCCAAGAUGUACCGCGAGAAGUAUGGCAGCAAGUAAUGCACUUUGCUUGUGUAUACAUAUGAUACACUGUGCUUGAGCGUGUGUAUGAGUGUGAAUGUGCAUGUACCGGUAUACAGCUAUACAGCUACAUGUAGUUAUACAGCUAGUGAUCAUACAUGUGCACACAGUGGCUUGCUAUGUUGCUUAUCAUAACACACCAGUUUCUUGCUACUGUGGCUGAUUGCUACUGACAGUGCUGUGCACUAGUUGAGUAUAGUUUAGGAUUAGCAAGUGUGUUUGUACAUGGACUGCCUUUCUUGCUCGUUCGAUAUUUUCAUGUCAGUGCAUGGAAUUGCCUGCUAUCUGAUAUUAAUGCAUGGAGAAUUUGCUUGGCGUUUGUAUGCGUUCAAAAAAAGUCAAAAUGGUACGCUGUAUCAUGCAACCAUUGUGCAAUCAUCUUCUAUGAUUCCCUAUCCUAUUGCCUGAACUUUGAUCUUCUACUUUGCUAUCUCCUCAUUUCAAGUGCUAUAGUCCAACCAGGCCCCACUGGGAAACUGUGUUGCGUGCAGACAUGCUGAAUUGCUCUAUUUUCACAUACUCUUUCAAGUUUCUAGCACCGACUAGCGUUCUCUUUUCCAUGCGAAGCUUUGCAGAUCAACAUAUUUCAGAGAAACGAACAUCUUGCUAUGUUGA
Molecule: messenger RNA, 3263 nt
Organism: Sycon ciliatum
Lineage: Eukaryota; Metazoa; Porifera; Calcarea; Leucosolenida; Sycettidae
Product: methionine--tRNA ligase, cytoplasmic-like
Exons: 28
Coding region: 51-2627 (858 amino acids)
Biological process (GO): methionyl-tRNA aminoacylation
Cellular component (GO): cytosol; aminoacyl-tRNA synthetase multienzyme complex
Molecular function (GO): ATP binding; methionine-tRNA ligase activity
Source: RefSeq, a predicted model, not a curated record